Tachysurus fulvidraco (yellow catfish) is the source of this 3666-nucleotide messenger RNA. It is a transcript of the gene sidt2, whose product is annotated as SID1 transmembrane family, member 2. Bases 656 to 3208 code for a protein of 850 amino acids. The record is from RefSeq and is a predicted model, not a curated record. The transcript is spliced from 28 exons. Lineage: Eukaryota; Metazoa; Chordata; Actinopteri; Siluriformes; Bagridae. Gene Ontology annotation, cellular component: membrane.
CUGUUGAGUAACCCAGAUUGGACCCGUUUGUUUUCACUGCCAAUAAGAGAUUUCUGAACAUCGUUAACGGGCGUUUUGCAGAAAUAGACGAAGAUUAAGGACUAAAACGGUUGAUUUGUGAGAUACAUCCUUGCUCCAGACGCCUUGGGAGAUACAUUACCUGUUAUAUGUGGUGUUUAUUUGUUGUUAUAGCAAAGCUGAACUGACUUUAGCAGUUAGCGUUAAUGCUAAUGCUAACAGCUGGCUUAAAAACAUCUGAAACUGUAUUUAAUGCACUUUGACCUUUUUUUUGGGGGGGGGGGGUAUUUAUAAUGUCAUGUCUAAAUAACGUGUUGUAAGCGUUUUAGCUAGCUAGCUACAUGGCUGCUGAUAUAUCUUUAAAUCAUAAAGUAAAUCAUUAAUGUUAAAUCUAGAAGCUAGCUAAUCGAGUGUAAUCAAGUGAGAGUUUGUUUAUAUCGAAAGCAUUUCGGGUGAUAACAAGCCUCACGGUUUUUUUUUUUUUUGUUUGUUUGUUUUUUUCGAAGAUAUUUUUUUAUUUGUACACCUUGUUGUUGUUGUUCGUUCGAAUCCCUGACGCGCGAUGAUUACGUCAUAGACCUCAUCACGUCUUCGUCUUGGCUGUGAAAACUCCCAUGACCUCUCAGACAGAUGCAGCAUGGCCAGCUGCUGGAAACCCAAACACUCGUUUCUGAGAUUCUGCUUGUUAUUUGUGUUGACGGUUGAGGCUACAAACAGCUCAGUGGAGGUGCAGCAGAAAGACGGAGAGUUUGAGACGAGAAACACGGACAAUGUGGACAGUAACCUGCAGAUCAUCUAUUCGUUCAACCACACUGUCACUCGCAAUAAGACAGAGGGGGUGCGUGUGUCAGUGGAGCUGCUGUCAGUGAACACUACGAGUCCCGUGUUGUUUGUAGUGAGGCAGAAACAGGCCGUGCUCUCCUUCCAAGUCCCACUCAUCCUACGAGGCCUGUACCAGAGGAAGUACCAAUACACACAAGUGAGCCGAACUCUGUGUCAGCCCCCAACGCUCGCCUCCUCUGAGACCCAGUCCUUCUACGUAGACGUUUCCACUCUGUCCCCCUCCAAGGUCCAGUACCAGCUGCAGGUCAGCCGAGUGGAAAGCUUCAGGCUGCAGACAAACAAGUUGUUCAGCUUCAAUGCAACUCCAUCUCAACCCCAGUUUUUUAAGUACAGGUUUCCUGAUGGAGUGGACACGGUCAUCGUGAAAGUAAACUCGGAGAAGAACUUCCCCUGCUCCGUCAUGUCUGUUCAGGACAUCCAGUGUCCGGUGUUUGACCUGGACAACAAUGUGGCUUUCAUUGGGAUGUACCAGACCAUGACUAAGAAAGCUGCCAUUACAGUACAGAGGAAGGACUUUCCCAGUAACAGCUUCUAUGUGGUGAUCGUGGUGAAGACGGAGGACGAGGCGUGCGGCGGGCCGCUCAGGUUUUACCCCCUUUUACCCGAUGAACUGUUGGAUGCUGGGAACCGAAGCAAAACUCUGGACGUGGUCGUUUAUCCUGCCAUCGACUCCGAGGUGUACGUUAUGGGAAUGCUGUUCGGUCUCGGUAUCUUCCUGUUCUUCUACGUACUGACCUUCAUGUUGGCCUGCUUUGAAAACAAGAGAAUGCUCAAAAAGAGGGAGGGGCUUCUGAAGCCAGCUGACAUGUCGCCGGCAGAGACAGCCUCUCUCUUGGGAAAAGCUCCGGCCUCUCCUUAUGAAUACGGUUCAUUCGCUGAUAACACCAGCACAGUGAGCUCAGGACCUGUGACAGACAGUUUGACCUCCACUGACGCUAACUAUGGAUACUUGGGACAGGAGGCUUUCAAGCGUCGACCAAUCAGCACACACCACAUAGUCGUCCGCUUUGAGCGCUCACUGGACACAGUGGUUCGUGGCAGACAGGAGUCUCUGAGUUCAGUGGAAGAGGAUGACUAUGACACACUGGCCGAUAUAGACUCGGACAAGAACAUAAUCCGCACCAAGAAGUACCUGUGUGUCUCUGAUCUGGCUCGGAAAGACAAGCGCGUGCUGAGCAAGAAGUACCAGAUUUACUUCUGGAACAUUUCCACCAUUGCUGUGUUUUACGCUCUGCCUGUGAUCCAGCUAGUCAUCACAUAUCAGACGGUCGUUAACGUGACAGGAAAUCAAGAUAUCUGUUACUACAACUUCCUGUGUGCGCAUCCUCUAGGUGCUCUGAGCUCGUUCAACAACAUCCUAAGUAACCUUGGUUACGUGAUGCUCGGCCUGCUGUUCCUGCUCAUCGUGCUGCAGAGGGAUGUCGUGCACAAGCGUGCACUCAUGCGCAACGACAUAACUGCUCUGGAGUGUGGCAUUCCUAAGCACUUUGGUCUGUUCUACGCCAUGGGUACAGCUCUGAUGAUGGAGGGGUUGCUGAGUGCUUGUUACCACGUCUGCCCCAACUAUACCAACUUCCAGUUUGACACAUCAUUUAUGUACAUGAUCGCCGGCUUGUGCAUGCUGAAGCUGUAUCAGAAGAGACACCCGGACAUCAACGCCAGCGCCUACAGCGCCUACGCCUGUCUCGCUGCCGUCAUCUUCUUCUCCGUGCUCGGCGUAGUGUUUGGGAAAGGCAACACAGUCUUCUGGAUCGUCUUCUCGGUGCUGCACAUUGUGUUCACUCUGUUGCUCAGCACUCAACUCUACUACAUGGGCCGCUGGAGGCUGGAUAGAGGGAUCUUGCGCAGGAUCCUUCAUGUGAUCUACACAGACUGUAUUCGCCAGUGUAGUGGACCCAUGUACAUAGAUCGGAUGGUGCUACUUGUGAUGGGCAACAUCGUGAACUGGUCUCUGGCUGCAUAUGGUCUGAUUAAAAAGCCAAAUGAUUUUGCUUCGUACCUGCUGGCCAUCGCCAUCUGUAACCUACUGCUUUACUUUGCCUUCUACAUCAUCAUGAAGCUGCGGAGUGGUGAACGGAUCCAGUGUUUGCCGUUGGUGUGUAUUCUCUUCACAGCUGUAGUUUGGGGCUUCGCUCUUUUCUUUUUCUUUCAGGGAUUAAGCACCUGGCAGAAAACGCCGGCAGAGUCCCGCGAGCACAACCGCGACUGCAUUCUCCUCUCAUUCUUCGAUGAUCAUGACAUUUGGCACUUCCUGUCCUCCAUUGCCAUGUUCGGCUCCUUCCUGGUUCUGCUGACGAUGGACGACGACUUGAACACUGUUCAGCGAGACAAAAUCUACGUCUUCUAGCACUUUCUUGAGUAAUCAUAGAAAUGUAUGUUCUUCGCCUGGUUACAGGUGUUAAACAGGUGGGGGCGGGGCUCCAGAUCAUACAUUGAUGCUGAUAGGACACUGAGGGUGCCACUCAAAUCCGCCAAGGUUCAAGCAAACCUCAGAGCAGAGGGAAGAAACCUGCCAAGCAAACAGCAAUGCAUUUACACACCACUGGUGUUUUCACAUGUGUACGUGUGUGUGUGUGUGUGUGUACGUGUGUGUGUGUGUCCUGUCAACCUGUGGCCUUCGUUGUUUCUGGUCUUUGGUCCUAUGGGAUGGAAUGUAGCUCACUGUAAUUACUGACUACUCUUUUUCUAAAGAUGAUGAUGAUGAUGAUGAAGGGUUAUGAAAUGAAUCUACUUUGUAAUGUCUGUAACAAAGAAACGAUUUUAAUGACAGACAGUUGCUGAAUAAAGUAUUUGUAAGUUUUUCAA